This is a messenger RNA of Oncorhynchus masou masou (cherry salmon), 3790 nucleotides long. Its product is annotated as electrogenic sodium bicarbonate cotransporter 1-like. The coding region runs from base 400 to 3663 and encodes 1087 amino acids. Gene Ontology annotation, biological process: regulation of intracellular pH; transmembrane transport; monoatomic anion transport. NCBI's taxonomy places the organism in Eukaryota, Metazoa, Chordata, Actinopteri, Salmoniformes, Salmonidae. Gene Ontology annotation, molecular function: sodium:bicarbonate symporter activity; solute:inorganic anion antiporter activity; monoatomic anion transmembrane transporter activity. The record is from RefSeq and is a predicted model, not a curated record. Gene Ontology annotation, cellular component: basolateral plasma membrane; plasma membrane. The transcript is spliced from 26 exons.
AAGAGCUUCUUCAGACGCGCGCAGCGAAAUACACAACCAUCGCGAAAACUCGAAGAUUUACUUAGAAUGCUGUGAUAGAAUAUGUCGCGGUAUGAAUAAUCUGAAACUCAGUUUCUAUGUAGUUUGUAGGACCGACGAAAUAACAUUGAUUACUGCCAGAUAGUUUCACUAUAAGCAUUUCUAGACGAUAUUAGGCUACUCCUCUUGGAGAUUAAUAGGCUACUUCUCAAAUCCGGGAGAGUUGCUCUAUGGAGUGAGACCCGUGUUGCAAAUGUAUUUCGUUGUUUGAAACUCAAUAACAACUUUCUUGAUUUUAUUGAACAAGAGAACUGGGACGUCGGCUUCAGCUCGCCUCUGGAGUCAUCCCUGACAAAAAGCUGGACAUAAAACUCCGGUAGAAUGAGCACGGAUAAAAACAAGGUGGAGGAUGAGGCGGUGUUGGACAGAGGUGCGUCCUUCGUCAAGCAUGUCUGUGAUGAGGAGGAAGUGGAAGGUCACCACACUGUGUACAUCGGCGUACACGUGCCCAAGAGCUACCAGCGGAGGCGGCGCCACCGACGCAAGUCCAGCCACAAGGAGAGGAAGGAGAGGCCGGUGGAGAACGUAGAUGGGGACAAAACGGACGGAGAGAAUGCUGAUGAGGCAGCGCCCAACAUCCUCAAACCUCUCAUCUCCGCAGCAGCAGAGAGGAUCAGGUUCAUCCUGGGUGAGGAGGAUGACGGACCCCCGCCCCCUCAGCUCUUCACUGAGUUGGACGAACUGCUGGCCGUCGAUGGACAGGAGAUGGAGUGGAAGGAGACAGCCAGGUGGAUAAAAUUUGAGGAGAAGGUGGAAAAGGGAGGCGAGCGUUGGAGUAAGCCCCACGUGGCCACCCUGUCCCUUCACAGUCUGUUUGAGCUGAAGACCUGUAUCGAGAAAGGCACCAUCCUGCUGGACCUGGAGGCCUCCACUCUACCACAGGUGGUUGAGUUGAUCACUGACAGCCAGAUCGAGAUUGGUCAGCUGAAGGCCGAGCUGAAGGAUCAAGUCAUGUACACGUUGCUACGAAAACAUCGUCACCAGACCAAGAAGUCCAACCUGCGCUCUCUUGCCGACAUCGGCAAGACGGUGUCCAGUGCAAGCAGGCUGUUUUCCAACCAAGACCAGAACGGUAGCCCAGCCACAACCCAUCGGAACCUGACCUCUAACAGCCUCAACGACUUCUCUGACCAACCAGAUCGAGACCAGCUGAGGAAUAAGUUUAUGAAGAAGCUUCCUCGUGAUGCCGAGGCAUCUAACGUCCUGGUCGGAGAGGUGGACUUCCUGGACACGCCCUUCGUGGCGUUCGUCCGUCUGCAGCAGGCUGUCAUGUUGGGAGCUCUGACAGAGGUCCCCGUCCCUACCAGGUUUUUAUUCGUGCUGCUGGGGCCCAAAGGAAAAGCCAAUUCUUACCAUGAGAUCGGACGUGCUAUCGCCACCCUCAUGUCUGAUGAGGUGUUCCAUGACAUUGCCUACAAGGCCAAGGACAGACAGGACCUGCUGGCGGGCAUCGAGGAGUUCCUGGAUGAGGUCAUUGUCUUACCCCCAGGGGAGUGGGACCCUGACAUCAGGAUAGAACCCCCCAAAUCCCUGCCCUCGUCUGACAAGAGGAAGAACCAGUAUAAUGCUGGGGGUGGAGGGGAUGGUCCCCAGAUGAAUGGGGACACACCGGGACAUGACGGGGGCCAGGGAGGAGGGGGACAUGGACAUGUCGGAGAAGAGCUCAUGAACACUGGGAAGUUUUGCGGCGGCCUCAUUCUGGACAUCAAGCGGAAGCUGCCUUUUUUCGCCAGUGAUUUCUACGACGCCAUUCACAUCCAGUCGCUGUCCGCCAUCUUAUUCAUCUACCUGGGCACUGUAACCAAUGCAAUCACCUUCGGAGGGUUGCUAGGAGACGCUACGGAAAACAUGCAGGGUGUGUUGGAAAGUUUCCUGGGCACGGCAGUGACAGGGGCCUUAUUCUGUCUGCUGGCUGGCCAGCCUCUCACCAUCCUCAGCAGCACCGGUCCUGUACUGGUGUUUGAAAGGCUCCUCUUCAACUUCAGCAAAGACAAUGACUUUGACUACCUGGAAUUCCGGCUGUGGAUCGGCCUAUGGUCAGCUUUCUUUUGCCUGGUGCUGGUUGCCACAGACGCCAGCUUCCUGGUCCAGUACUUCACGCGCUUCACGGAGGAGGGCUUUUCAUCCCUCAUCUCAUUCAUCUUCAUCUAUGAUGCCUUCAAGAAGAUGCUGAAGCUGGCCCACUACAACCCCAUCAAUGCUGAUUACGACCCUAACUACGUCACAACGUACGACUGCCGCUGCAUGCCCCUACCGGACGACGGAAAUAUGACAGGUAUCUAUAGCGAUGUCUCUUCCUGGAUAAAUGAUACUGAUCUGCCGGUAAAUGCCACGUGGGCGUCUCUCGAUAAGGAACAGUGUGUGAAAUAUGGUGGUGAGCUGAUUGGUCCAGCCUGCGGCUUCGUCCCCGACGUCACUCUGAUGUCAUUCAUCCUUUUCCUGGGGACCUACACUUGCUCCAUGUGUCUCAAGAAGUUCAAGUUCAGCCGCUUCUUCCCCACCACUGUGAGGAAACUGAUCAGUGAUUUUGCCAUCAUCCUGGCUAUUGUCAUCUUCUGUGGUGUGGAUGCCUUGGUCGGAGUGGACACACCCAAGCUCAUCGUGCCAACUGAAUUCAAGCCCACCAGCCCCAACCGUGGCUGGUUCGUGCCCCCGUUUGGAGGGAACCCGUGGUGGGUGUAUCUGGCUGCAGCCCUCCCUGCUCUCCUGGUCACCAUCCUGGUGUUCAUGGACCAGCAGAUCACCGCUGUCAUCGUCAACAGAAAGGAGCACAAACUCAAGAAAGGGGCAGGCUACCACUUGGACCUGUUCUGGGUAGCAGUACUACUCAUUGUGUGUUCCUUCAUGGGCCUGCCCUGGUACGUGGCUGCCACUGUCAUCUCCAUCGCCCACAUCGACUCUCUGAAGAUGGAGACCCAGUGCUCGGCUCCUGGGGAGCAGCCCAAGUUCCUGGGUGUCAGGGAGCAGAGAGUGACCGGUGUCAUUGUCUUCGUUCUGACUGGACUGUCUGUCUUCAUGGCUCCCAUCCUCAAGUUCAUCCCUAUGCCCGUGCUCUAUGGCGUGUUCCUCUACAUGGGUGUGGCAUCUCUCAACGGUGUCCAGUUCAUGGAUCGCCUGCAGCUUCUCCUGAUGCCUGCCAAGCACCAGCCUGACCUGAUCUACCUGCGCCACGUUCCCCAGCGUCGCAUCCACCUGUUUACCUUCAUACAGGCUCUCUGUCUCGCCCUCCUCUGGGUCCUUAAGUCCACUGUCGCUGCCAUCAUCUUCCCUGUCAUGAUCUUGGCCUUGGUGGCGGUCAGAAGGGCCAUGGACUACAUCUUCUCCCAGCACGACCUCAGCUACCUGGACGAUGUCAUCCCGGAGAAAGACAAGAAGAAGAAGGAGGACGAGAAGAGGAAGAAGAAGCAGAAGAAAGGAAGCAUCGACAGUGAAAUCGAUUUUCCCUCUGAGUACCCCUACAAUGACAAUAUCCCCAGUAUUAAAAUCUCCAUGGAUAUAAUGGAGACGGAGCCCAUGUUGGGGAAUAAGGAUAAGACCUCAGACAGACCCCCGCCGUCUUUCCUUGACCCUCACUCAGCAUGCUGAGGGCUACUUUAAGCCCACUACUGUUGCAAGGUAACUAUUCUGAAUCCAUUAAAAAAAGCAGCGCCUCAGAUUAGGAUAGAACUGGAGCAGGAGGACAAAAGCUUCUUCUGGAAAAAACAGGCUCCGG